AUGAAACCGUAUGGAAUGUAUUUAACACUAUUUCAAUUCAUAGUAUAUAGCUUCUGUGGUUAUGCGGAAGGAUCGUUGUAUCAUGACACGACGCGAAGAAUCCCGCUAAAGAUUUAUCUUCUGCUCGCAUUCUUCACUGUCACAACCAUGGGUCUUUCCAAUGCUUCUGUUGGAUACCUCAAUUAUCCCACACAGGUAAUUUUCAAAUGCUGUAAGCUUGUACCAGUUCUGAUUGGUGGAAUAAUUAUUCAAGGAAAACGAUAUGGAUGGAUAGAUUUAUCUUGCGGCUGUGCUUAUGAGCAUAGGUGGUAUCAAAUUUUAGGACUCAUUAUGUUCACUUUGGCUGACAGCAGUGUAUCUCCGAAUUUCGAUCCUAGAGGGUAUAUUAUGAUCUCCGGCGCCCUUUUGGCGGAUGCCGUAAUAGGUAACAUUCAAGAGAAAAAUAUGAAGAAAUAUGGUGGAUCGAGCAAUGAAAUGGUUCUGUAUUCUUACUCCAUAGAAUCCGUAUACUUGCUAGUGUAUACGAUCGUUUCUGGCGAAUUUUUCACCGCAUUCAAGUUUUUCCUAGAGAAUCCAUACAAAACUUACGGAUACGCUUUAAUUUUCGCUAUUUUCGGAUAUCUUGGCGUAAAUGUUGUGCUCACUCUAAUCAAGGUGUGUGGAGCACUUGUUGCGGUUACGGUCACGACACUGCGUAAAGCUCUCACUAUUACACUUUCCUUCAUUCUAUUCUCAAAACCUUUCACAGUGGAAUACGUCUGGGCAGGCCUAGUCAUACUCUUGGCUAUUUACCUUGAAUUUGUACAGUAA
Molecule: messenger RNA, 810 nt
Organism: Ostertagia ostertagi
Lineage: Eukaryota; Metazoa; Nematoda; Chromadorea; Rhabditida; Trichostrongylidae
Source: the annotation of a GenBank genome assembly